Molecule: messenger RNA, 1371 nt
Organism: Candida dubliniensis CD36
Lineage: Eukaryota; Fungi; Ascomycota; Pichiomycetes; Serinales; Debaryomycetaceae
Gene: PSA2
Product: Psa2p
Exons: 1
Coding region: 1-1371 (456 amino acids)
Biological process (GO): biosynthetic process
Cellular component (GO): cytoplasm
Source: RefSeq, a predicted model, not a curated record
AUGACAUUAAAAGUGCUUAUUUUAACCGGUGGGGAAACGACGGGGACACGAUUCAGACCACUUUCCAUGGAAUGUCCUAAAUUGUUAUUUCCAUUAUGUGGCAAGCCUUUAAUAUCACAUAUUAUUGAUAAUUUAACUGAUCAAUUUGCUACUCGUGAUUUAGAGAUUUUGUUGAUGGGGUUUUUCAAGGAUCAACACAAGACUAUGUUCCUUGAAUACAUUCAAAGUGUCAACAAGUCCAACCCUGAUUUGAAAAUCAAAUAUUUGUCAGAACCAUUCCCAUUGGGAACUGCCGGUGGAUUAUACCAUUUCAAGGAUGAAAUUUUCACUGAUUCAAAUUGCAAGUUAUUAAUGAUCCAUGGUGAUGUUAUUUGCAACUAUCCUUUUAAAGAAAUGUUGGAAUUUUUUGAACAAACAAAAUCAAAUAUCACUUUAUAUGGAGUUGAUCCAGUUUCAUUACUUAAAAGAUCAGAAGCACAAAUUUUGGUUGCCAAUGGUACUGAAAAUGGUGACGAAUCUCAUGAUGAUGAUAUUGUUACCAAAUUUGGUGCUAUAGUCGCCGAAAGAAAAAACUACAAAGUGGUUCAUUAUGUUGAAAAGCCAAGUAGUUCGAUUUCAGAAUUUAGACAAGAUAGCACCUAUGAAAUAUUAUUGAAUGGUGGGAUUUACAUAUUUGAUAGAUCAAUUUUGGAUUUGUUGACCGUGGCUGAAAUCAAGAAAAAGAAUUCAAUCCAAUUUGAUGAUGAAUUAGAUGACGACAACACCAGCAACAAAAAUGAUAAUGUCCUCUCCUUAGAAUUAGAUGUCUUUAAAACUUUGCCUCAACUCGACAAUACAAAUUUCAAUGUUUACAAAUCAACAGGAUUUUGGUAUCAAUUGAAACUGCCACUCUCGGCAUUAUUGGCUAAUAAUUUCUUUUUGGCACAAAGCGAGGGUACAAAAUUAGCUUCUGGUCCUGAACUUGUUCAACCAGUACAAAUUUUAACUGAAAAUAUAACUCAAGCCAAGUCAUGCAAAAUUGGCCCCAACGUCUCCAUUGGUAAAAAUGUCACAAUUGGCAAUGGGGUCAGAAUGGUAAAUUGUAUUGUUUGUGAUGAUGUUACAAUUGGCGAUAACACAAUAAUUAAAAAUGCAAUUAUUGCCAACGGAACUAAAAUUGGCAAGUGGUGCAGAAUAGAAGGUACCGUCACAGCAAGCAUCUUAGCAAGCAAUGUCAUCAGCUCUGCAUCUGCUGCUUAUAUGAAACUGUUGAAUGAUAUCGUUAUCUUGUGUCAAAACACAGUUGUUCAGAAUCAAGUUUUCGUUUACAACUCAGUCGUUUUACCACACAAGGAAUUGAAAAAAGAUGUCAAGUACGAAAUUAUCAUGUGA